This is a messenger RNA of Dermatophagoides farinae (American house dust mite), 1477 nucleotides long. RefSeq lists its product as uncharacterized. Gene Ontology annotation, molecular function: oxidoreductase activity. Gene Ontology annotation, cellular component: cytosol. NCBI's taxonomy places the organism in Eukaryota, Metazoa, Arthropoda, Arachnida, Sarcoptiformes, Pyroglyphidae. The record is from RefSeq and is a predicted model, not a curated record.
AGAAAAAAAAAAAAUUUUAUUUUAUUUUUAAAAAUUCUUUCCAUUGCUGAAUGUUGUGCAUUGAUGUAAUCGAUAAACUUGAUGAUGAUGGUGAUGAUAAUUUCAAGGAGAAAAAAAAAUCAGCUGAUUGUCAUCAUUGAAUCAAAUCUGUAUUUGGUUUGUGGUAUUCAUUGGUGUGUAAACAAAAGUGUAUAUAUGAUUACAAAACAAAAUGAAUUCCAUAAUUUCAUCAUCACCAACACCAUCCACUUAUGUGAAAGAAUGGUCCAAUCUUGAAUCAAUCAAAAAAAUCCAAUAUAAUCGUCUUGGCCAUACUGAUAUGUUUGUUUCAUUAAUAAGUUUUGGUGCAGCACAUGUUGGACGUGGUAUAAAUAUUAAUAAUAAUGAUGAUGAUGAUGAUGAUGGUGGUAAUAAUCAAAUUGAAAUUUCUAAUAUAUCGCCAAAAGUUAUUGAUGCAAUUUGUCAGGCAAUACGUCUCGGUAUUAAUCUAGUGGAUACAUCACCAUUCUAUGGAAUGGGAUUGUCCGAAAUUAUUGUCGGUCAGGCAUUGAAAAAAGUUCCACGUCAAGCAUAUUAUUUAUCGACCAAAAUUGGACGACAUUCGGAUUGCAAUUUUGAUUAUAGCCGAGAUGCUAUUCGAAAAUCAAUUGACAAAAGUUUGAAAAAAUUAAAUUUAAACUAUGUGGAUAUCGUACAUGUUCAUGAUGUUGAAUUUUGUCCAUUGGAACUAUUAUUACGGGAAACAUUACCCGAAUUAGAACGGUUACGUUUGGCUGGAAAAAUUCGUUAUAUCGGCAUUUCGGGCUAUCCAUUAUCAUUGCUUAGAGAAAUUGUCGAAAAAAGUUCGGUAAAAAUUGACAUCAUUCUUAGCUAUUGUCGUCAUUCACUUUGGGACAAUGAAUUUGUCAAUUAUUUGGAUUAUUUCAAAUCGAAAAAUAUUGGAAUCAUAAAUGCAGCAAUAUUCGGCAUGGGUUUAUUAGGUAAUGAUAAUUCAACCAUUCCUGAAUGGCAUCCAGCAUCGAAAAAGAUUCGUGAUCGUUGUCAACGUGCAAGAGAAAUUUGUAUGGCAAAUGGAUCGAUACCAUUAACUAGAUUGGCGCUUAGAUAUUCAUUACAUGAAAAACGGAUAGAUACACAUUUGAUUGGAAUGGAAAGUAUUGAUAUUGUCAAUAGUAAUCUAUCAGCAAUUAUUGGAACAAAUUCAAAUGAUGUUUGUAAAGAAAAUGAAUUACUGGAUUUAAUUUUAAGGCAAGCAUUUGGCAAAUCUAUUGCUGAAAUGACAUCCUCAUCAUCAAAUGAAAAUUGGGAACAAAUUGAAGUGGAUCGUUAUCGCCAGAAUCCAGAAGAAUUUAUUCAAUUUCUUCGUCAAUGUUGGUCUGGUACUGUGCACACGCAUAGUGACUAAUUUUAUUAACAAAUUUACAUAUAAAAAAUCAUAAUUUUUGAUUUUUGAUGAAAAAUAAAAAUAAAAAUAAAA